AUGUUAACCCCUUGAGGUCUUCCACGCCAGUCUCUGUUAUACCCUAAACAAUGCUUCGCUCUCUCCUCCUCUUCCUUUCUCUCCUCCUGUCCCUCCUCCUCACUGCUGCCGCCCACUGUGGGGACAACGACGAGGACUCCUACUUCUCCUCCGAUGGAGACCAACAUGCAGACAUGCGCUCGAAGUCCCUAAUCCUAGCCAGGAUCUUGUGCCUCAUCCUGGUCUCUGUCGGCACGUUCCUUGGCGGCGUCUCCCUGUACUUGCUGAAGUGGAACAAGGCGUUCCUGUUGCGGGGGAAGCCCUUGGCCGUAGGGCUGUUCCAGGCGACGGCGCUGAUGCGCUUGCCCAUGGACGCCAUGGAGAUGUUCGGCCACCUGACUGAGAAGGGGUUCUCCUCCUCGUUCAUGCUCCCGAUCGCCGGCUGCUUGCUCACCAUGCUUGCCGACUCCGCUAUCUCCCACGUUCAUGGCAAGAUGGAGAAGGAACAGAGCAGUGGCUCCAAUGGCGAUUUGGAGGUCUCUGAAUGUGCAUCAGAAAGAGAGUCCCAGUCACUGCAUGCACCUUGA
Messenger RNA from Eucalyptus grandis, 566 nucleotides. Its product is annotated as zinc transporter 11. Lineage: Eukaryota; Viridiplantae; Streptophyta; Magnoliopsida; Myrtales; Myrtaceae. The record is from RefSeq and is a predicted model, not a curated record. The transcript has 2 exons. Gene Ontology annotation, cellular component: membrane. Gene Ontology annotation, molecular function: metal ion transmembrane transporter activity. Bases 51 to 566 code for a protein of 171 amino acids. Gene Ontology annotation, biological process: transmembrane transport; metal ion transport.